UUCUGACCCAGGUUUCCUGGGUUGGGUCCUAAAGUGCUCGUACGAUAUCAUACAUAACCAAGCUGUGCCAGAACCAACUUGCACCAACCUGCCGGCUCAGCAAUGUCAUCCUCAGCGCCCAAAACGCGCGGAGCACUGAUAGCCAUAGAGGGGCUUGACCGAGCCGGAAAAUCCACUCAAUGCCAGCUCCUAAUGGACCGCCUAGCAGAAAGGAACGUACCCGCCCGUCUACAAAAAUUCCCCGACCGCACAACCCCCAUCGGAAAAAUGAUAAAUGCCUACCUCUCCACCUCAACCACCCUGGAAGACCACACAAUCCACCUCCUCUUCUCCGCCAACCGCUGGGAACUCUCCGCGCACAUCCUGAAACUCCUGAACGACGGCGUUACCAUUGUGUUGGAUAGAUACGUAUACUCCGGGAUCGUCUUCAGCGCCGCGAAAGGUCUCAGCCUGGACUACUGCCGCGCGCCGGACGUGGGCUUGCCAAGGGCGGACGUAGUCUUGUUCUUGGAUCUGGAUGCGGAGGUGGCGAGGCGGCGGGGCGGGUUCGGCGGUGAGCGGUAUGAGGUUGAGGCGGUGCAGAGGAGAGUUAGAGAUUUGUUUAAGGAGGUUGGAGAAAAAGAGGAGGGGAGGUGGAGGGUUGUGGAUGCUGGGCGCAGUGUGGAGGAGGUCAGAGAGGUGGUUUGGGGGGUUGUAGAAAGGGUUGUGAAGGAGGUUGAGGGGAUGGAGGUUGGGAGAUUUGAAUAGGGUAGCCUGGAUUUAGAGGGGUUCUUUUUUAAAAAAUUUCUUUUCUCUUUUUUUCCAAUGGGUAGAAGUUGACAAGGGAAAUGAACAAAGAGUGAUUAGCUGUACAUUAUGAAGGGGAGAGGGUCCCUGGAAGGUUAUGGGGAGGAGAAGAAGAGGGAGGAAGGAAAAAUGGACAGAAGGGAAGAAAAGGGAGUAAAAACAAAGUAAAAAAAUAAAAAUAAAACGCCGAUAUCCAAUCCA
Molecule: messenger RNA, 987 nt
Organism: Tuber melanosporum (Perigord truffle)
Lineage: Eukaryota; Fungi; Ascomycota; Pezizomycetes; Pezizales; Tuberaceae
Exons: 2
Coding region: 103-747 (214 amino acids)
Biological process (GO): dTTP biosynthetic process; dUDP biosynthetic process; dTDP biosynthetic process
Cellular component (GO): nucleus; cytoplasm; cytosol
Molecular function (GO): dTMP kinase activity; ATP binding
Source: RefSeq, a predicted model, not a curated record